Molecule: messenger RNA, 2075 nt
Organism: Fomitopsis serialis
Lineage: Eukaryota; Fungi; Basidiomycota; Agaricomycetes; Polyporales; Fomitopsidaceae
Product: NADPH oxidase
Exons: 10
Coding region: 244-1896 (550 amino acids)
Biological process (GO): defense response; superoxide anion generation
Cellular component (GO): plasma membrane; NADPH oxidase complex
Molecular function (GO): superoxide-generating NAD(P)H oxidase activity
Source: RefSeq, a predicted model, not a curated record
AGUGGCGACCCGAUACGGAUUGCCAUGGUCACGGCCUGGCCACGGCACGCACGCACAACUAUAUCUCGUCUCUCCCCCGUCCGUCUUGGCUACCGCCAGCCCUCUCUCUCCCUUCACCGCCCAGUCUCCUCGCGAGACCCGUCCUUCAUUUCUUUCUUCCCUCGUCUGGCCGGACCUGCCCACUACUUUUCGUGGUACCGGUUACCGCGCUGCAGUUGACCUGUCUCCUUCUCCCCUACGACAAUGACCGAGAGCUGGUUCCGCCGCGAGUUCCUCUCCCCCAGGCGUCUCAUCUUCAACGUCCUCUUCUACGGUCUCCAGCUAUUCUUCUUCGGCUAUGGAUGGUCCUCCCAGGAAAGGAACCAGAAGCUGGCCGCGCUCAACGGCUUGAAUGGCGCUGGUCUGGUCCUCGCCUUCCUUGGGGGAUGUAUCCUCCUCCCCAUGCUGCGUAACGUCAUCCGUGUCAUCCGCCCCAAGCUCGCCUGGCUCUUCCCCGCGGACGAGAACAUCUGGUUCCACAGACAGGUCGCGUAUGCAUUGGCCUUCUGGUCUAUGGUGCACACCACCGCCCACUACGUCAACUUUUUCAACGUCGAGCGUACCCAGGUCCGUAUCUUGAAGGCCUUAGACAUUCAUUACACCCAGGCCGGUGGCAUCUCGGGCCACUUCAUGCUGCUCAUCAUGGUGCUCAUGUACACGACCGCCCACCACAAGGUUCGCAACCAGUGCUUCGAGGCGUUCUGGUACACGCACCACCUCGCCUUCUUUUGGUUCAUCGGCCUCUAUGCCCACGCUACCGGCUGCUUCGUGCGCGACUCCGUUGAGCCUGCGUACACAACGACAUUCCCGUUUUACAACACAGAGUUCUGCUUGGGCUAUGAGAGCUGGCGCUUUACGAUCUGGCCGGGCAUUGCUUACUUCGCUGAGCGUGUCUGGAGGGAGAUCCGCGCAAGGAGGGCGACCCGUUUGUCGAAAGUGCUCGUGCACCCGAGUGGCGCCAUGGAGCUCCGUAUCAUCAAGCCGAGCUUCAAGUACGUAGCUGGCCAGUGGUUGUUUAUCAAUAUUCCCGACAUCUCAGGCUACCAGUGGCACCCUUUCACCAUCACCUCCGCCCCCGAGGAUCCUUACGUCUCCGUCCACAUUCGUCAGGUUGGUGACUGGACCUACGCUCUUGGCGACCGUCUAGGCGCCGGGCCAUCUGUCGUCCAGGCUAUGACGAAGGCGGCCAUGGCGGGCGAGGAGAAGGACGAGUCCAUCUACGGCACGCGUGGCAACUUCGUCGAGCUUGGUACUGGAUCGCGGGACUUGCCUGAGGUCCGCAUUGACGGCCCGUACGGCGCACCGGCUGAGGACGUGUUCAACGUCGAGGUUGCCGUGCUCAUUGGCGCCGGUAUCGGUGUGACUCCCUUCGCUUCUAUCUUGAAGCAUAUCUGGUACCGCCAGAAGAAGGGCACGCUUAUGUCGCUCAAGCGCGUGGAGUUCUUCUGGGUGUGCCGUGACGCUCCUUCGUUCGGUUGGUUCCAGACUCUGCUCCAGGAGGUCGAGGAAGCUCAAAUCGACCCCAACUUCCUGCGCAUCAACAUCUUCCUCACCCAGAAGAUUGGCGAAGACAUGCUGUGGAACAUCGCGGUGAACGACGCGGGCGCAGAAUACGACCCGCUCACGCUGCUGCGCACGCGCACGAUGUUCGGCAGGCCCGACUGGAAGACGAUCUACAGCCGGAUGCGCCAGGCGAUCGAGGUCGGCCGGUACAUGCCCGGCAUCAACUCACAGCUCAAGACUACCGUCGGCACGUACUUCUGCGGCCCGACUGUGCUGGCGAGGGCGAUCAAGGAAGCGUGCGUCGCUCAGUCCACGAAGGAUAUCAACUUCAGCUUCGCCAAGGAGCACUUCUAAGCUUCCCCUGUGCGCGAGACAGGAUGGUGGAGAGACGGGGUGUUCGUUGUGGUAUAGAGAGCGUUGACUGCUCGAAGUGGUGGACCUGGAUCGUGGAUAUGCCGCUUGCUGUUCGUUCAGUGCUCGUGUUGUAUAACAGACCUUUUACUUUUGCAAUUGCAUAAUGCUUUGGCGCAGGA